Messenger RNA from Dalotia coriaria, 985 nucleotides. RefSeq names its product trypsin-4-like. The record is from RefSeq and is a predicted model, not a curated record. Gene Ontology annotation, molecular function: serine-type endopeptidase activity. Gene Ontology annotation, biological process: proteolysis. Lineage: Eukaryota; Metazoa; Arthropoda; Insecta; Coleoptera; Staphylinidae. Bases 105 to 926 code for a protein of 273 amino acids. The transcript has 4 exons.
AAAAUACGCGUCUUCUUAAUGAGUAUAUAAGACAAAAAGUGUGUUGUUUACUUUAAGUACAAUUUCCUACUCAUUUAGUUAGUUAGUAUAUUGUAUUUUCGAAAAUGUUAACUCAGUUACUCAUAUUUGGUUUUCUGGUUAACUCAGCGUUUGCUGAAGUGGAACCUCGAAUUGCCGGUGGAUUUUCCGCCAAAAUCGAAGAUUUCCCCUUUCAGGUAUCACUUCAAAGACAGACACUAUUUGGAAGCCGUCGUCAUUUCUGUGGCGGUAUAAUUAUUGCUAAAGAUUGGAUUAUGACAGCGGCACAUUGCAUCAGACCAUUAUCUAAGAAACAAAAAGAUACUUUACUUGUUUACGCUGGCAGCACAAGUUUAAGAGGAACUAAGAAAACUGGACAAAUAAUUAAAAGUGCCGGAUCUGAAUUCUUUUAUAUUCAUCCAGAUUUCAAGGGAGAAGUCCAACCACAUGAUAUUGCCGUUUUUAAACUCGAAUCAGAAUUUACAUUCAAUGACAAAGUAAACAAAUGUGACCUACCAGAAGAUGGUGAAAUUACUACUGGAAAAGCAACUUUAAGUGGAUGGGGUUCAACUAGAUUCAUUUUGAACCGUAUUGCUAGUAAUACUGUGGAUCGUUUGCGUCGUAACACUUAUGAUGUGAUGAAAAUGAAAGCGUGUCAAAGAUCAUAUAAUAUGAAUAGCAAGAGACUUAAUGAAACUACAAACAUUUGUGUGAAGAAACAAAGCGGGAUUUGGCAUCGUCCCAGCUCUGGCUGCAGUGGUGAUUCCGGUGGACCAUUAUCGCAGGGCAAUAAAGUGGUAGGUAUUGCAUCAUGGGGCGGUCAAAUGUGUGGAAUUAAACCUACAGUGUACACCAGAGUGGCAAACUAUGUUAAUAGUUUUAUAAAAGUACAUGUACCUGAUGUAUAAUGUAUUUAAAUGUUGUUGAUGAGAGAUAAAAUUGAUAAAUAAAUUUGUUUCAAGCAUUA